This is a messenger RNA of Strongyloides ratti, 2439 nucleotides long. Its product is annotated as C2 domain-containing protein. The record is from RefSeq and is a predicted model, not a curated record. The transcript has a single exon. Lineage: Eukaryota; Metazoa; Nematoda; Chromadorea; Rhabditida; Strongyloididae. The coding region runs from base 1 to 2439 and encodes 812 amino acids. Gene Ontology annotation, molecular function: lipid binding.
AUGGUAUCAUGCUGGUUAGUAGGCCAUUUUAAUUGUUCUUUUCUCUGGAUAGUUUUUGCUAUUAUUGGUCACAUUGUCAAAACAAUUACUACGAAAAAUCGGGAAGAAAAGAGAGCAGCAUUAAAGAUAUUGGCUUCCCAAGAGAGUGAAGCUAUUUUGGCACAAUUAGGUUUAAAACAAAAUGACUUGCCUGCUUGGGUUCAAUUUCCUGACACAGAACGUGUUCUUUGGUUGAACAAAGUUAUCCAACAACUAUGGCCUUAUAUUGGGGAAUAUUCAAAAAAAUUUUUGACUGAAGUUAUUGAACCACAAGUUCGUGCUCAAAUGCCAUCACCAUUCAAAAGUUUUAAAUUUAUAAAAAUUGAUAUGGGAGAUUUGUCUUGUAGAGUUGGGGGAUUAAAAGUCUAUACAAAAAAUGUAGGUAGAGAUAAAAUAAUUGUUGAUAUGGAUGUUAGUUAUGCUGGUGAUGCAGAUUUUACUGUUAAUACUUGUGGUUUUAAUGGUGGAAUGAAUCAAAUUAUAUUAACAGGAAAAGUUAGAUGUAUUUGUCAACCAUUACUUCCUUUCCCUCCUAUGAUUGGUGGUAUAUCUGCAAGUUUUAUUGAAUUACCUAAAUUUGAUUUUAAUUUAACUGGAAUGGGUGAAAUUGGUAAUUUACCUGGACUUACAAAUGCCAUUAGAACAAUCGUAAAUCAACAACUUCGUGAUAUGUGUGUUUUACCAAAUAAAAUAUUUGUACCACUUGCUCCAGAUGUUGAUAUGACAUCAUUAUAUUUUCCUGAACCUGAUGGUGUUGUUUUGAUUAAAGUAAUUGAAGCUAAAAAUUUGGAAAAUAGAGAUAUUAGUAUUUUAACGAGAGACAAAAGUGAUCCAUAUGUUGAGGUAAAACUUGGAGGAUCUUUUUUUAGAACAAAAACUAUUGAUAAUAAUUUAAAUCCAAAAUGGAAUGAAGAAUUUGAGGCUGUUGUUGAUCAAUCAUCAUUACAAACUGUUAGAUUUGAAGUUUUUGAUGAAGAUAGAACAGGUAGUGAUGAAGAAUUAGGUAGACUUUCUGUAUCAACUCAAAAAAUUAAAGAUGAAAAGUCAAUUGAUAAAUGGUAUUAUCUUGAAGGAUGUAAACAUGGUGAUAUUCGUGUUGCAUUUGAAUGGUUAACAUUAAGGAGUGAUCCUUUAUAUCUUAAAAAACCAAUAUAUAUAAAAGAUAGUAAAUUAUAUGGUCGUAGUAUUAAUAGUCCAAAAGAUGAUGAAGUUAGAUGUUUAUUAAUGAUAUUUAUAGAUAAUGUUAAUAGUUUACCUUAUCCUAAAGCUAAUUUAGAACCUUCACCUUUUAUAAAAAUUCAGAUAGGUAAACAGAUUCAAAAUACACAAGUUAAAUUAAAUACUAUUAAUCCUCUUUACCAAAGUAAAUUUAGUUUUUUUGUUGAUGGACCUCAAGAAAAAACAUUAAAUUUUACCGCAAUUGAUGAUGGCACAAAACGAACUUUAGGUGAACUUGAUGUUCCACUAAGUUGUGUUAUAAAGGAACCUAAUAUGGAAUACUUUCAACAAACAUUUUAUCUAUCUCAAGGUGUUACACAAAGUGCAAUUGUUUUAACGAUCAGACUUCGAGCACUGGAACCAUCAAAUUUGUCAGAUAAUAAUGAAUUAAAGAUAAAAAAUAGAGGAGAGUUUUAUGGUUCUGGUCAACAUAUUGAAAGAGCAGAUAAAAAUGAUCUUGGAAAACUUAUUGUAGAAAAAAAUUCAGGAGCAACAACGACAGUUUUAACUACAGACAAGGUAGAAACUCUUCAAAGAGAAAAUGGUGAAAUAUUUUUUGGAACUCCUUCAAUUUCUGUUGAAACUAAAAAUACAAGUGGUACUAAUAAUUUAUCACCAACAAAAUCUUUAAAAUCUCCAGGUUCAAUUACUUCCAUGAUUUCAGAAUCAGGUAGUAAUGUUAGUAGACGAAAAGGUAUAAUGAGUAAAUUAACAACAAAAAAACAUGACAUGGCAAAAGGAUCAUUAAAUACUUCUUUUCUUGAACAUGGUGAUCCUCAACUUGCUAUAUCAUUACGUUUUGAUAAAAAAAAGUUUUCUCUACAACUAGAAAUUGUUGCUGCAAAAGAUUUAAUUCCUGUAGAAAAAAAUGGUCAUAUUAAAUCAUAUGUUAAUGUAAAAUUAUUUGAAAUUGGUAAAGAAGGACCUGUUUCUAAACAAUCGACAAUCGCAGUUGAAGACACCUACAAUCCUGAAUAUAACGGGUUAUUUCAAUUUUCUAUUGUUCCAGAGCAUCUCAAAAAUUAUGUCUUUAGAUUUGAAAUAAAAGAUUCCACGAAUUAUGGAAUUUUUAAAAAACCUCCACUAUUAGGAUGGAUAGAUUAUAAAUUAAAUGAUUUUAGAAUUGAUGAAGAAUUGAUAUCUUAUUGGAUGAUAUUAAAAAGAGAUGGUGACUUAAGAUAA